Messenger RNA from Guyanagaster necrorhizus, 656 nucleotides. Its product is annotated as SFT2-domain-containing protein. The transcript is spliced from 8 exons. The coding region runs from base 66 to 548 and encodes 160 amino acids. Gene Ontology annotation, cellular component: membrane. The record is from RefSeq and is a predicted model, not a curated record. NCBI's taxonomy places the organism in Eukaryota, Fungi, Basidiomycota, Agaricomycetes, Agaricales, Physalacriaceae. Gene Ontology annotation, biological process: vesicle-mediated transport.
UUCUCCAUCAGCAACGGUACGAGCCCUUUAGCGUCUCUCGCACUUAUCGAAUCUCGAAUCCAACAAUGGCUAAAGGAUGGCUCAACCUCGAAACUGCCACAAGCACCCUACCUGAGACACAGUUUUUUGAAGGAGACUCAGCGUUCAAGUUUCUCGGGCUUUCGAGGACCACAAGGUUAUAUGGUUUCAUAGGAUGCUUGGUGGUUGGCUUCGUUCUCAGUCUACUGGGGUCGAUAUUGCUGUUCAUCGGGCAACUGGGUAUAUUUGCGGUGCUCUAUGUUAUGGGAACGAUUGUGUCUCUCGUCGGCACGGGGUUCUUGAUUGGGUUCUUCAAGCAACUCAAGCUUAUGUUCAAGCCUGUUCGUGUUGUUGCAACAUUCGUGUUCUUGGGAUCCAUCGUAUUGGUAUUUAUCGCUGCAUUUGUGCUUGAUAACGAUAUUCUUUGCCUAAUAUUCGUUAUCAUCGAAUAUCUAGCCUAUACAUGGUAUACGCUGUCGUACAUCCCCUAUGCUCGCGCCGCAGUCACGAAAGCUGUCGGACUGGGCUAAUGGGCAUUCAGCGUUACAAUCCAUCAUUCGGGACCCUAUUAUUUUUCGUUGCUCAAAUGUCUCGUGUCCUGAACUACCUAUUCUCACGAUUGCUUGUCUCGUCAUUUU